AUGGCUGACAAUACUCCUGCUACCCAGGUCAAGCUCCUCACAAAGUUGCCAGCACCCCCUAGUGCCCCGCCAUCACUGGCAAGUGGCAUUGUGUCCCUCUUUGCGGACGACAACUGGGAUAGCCAAAGGCUUGACUUGAACAUGAAUGACUUCUCUUCUGGAGAUCGCCCGACCAUCAAACGUUCUGCGCUCGAUAACGCCACCUAUGUCGCAUUCAACUUGCCAAUUGGCACAGUAGUGACCUUGAUGGAUAACGUCCAGCCAGUGCCUGCCGGAAAGCUGGCGGCCGACCUCAGCGGUUGUGGCCGAUGUGUCGAUCUGGUCGGCACCGGUAACACAGAAUCAGUCGAUCUUCAGUCCGUCAACAUGAACGACUGUGUCUCCUCAUUUUCAUUUCGAGAAAUCGAUCUCAACAUGGGAGCCAUCGAGUUGUUCCAAGAUGCCGACUUCAAUGGUGGACGUAAUACGAUAUUCCUAAGCGAAUGGGACUCUGGAGUCACCUACUCGAUCGGCGACUGGUGGAUAACUGACGCGGUCUCUUCGGUCCGCUGGAAGUCCCUAAAUGACCGCCAGGCCGCUGUGUUGGCUGACAACUCGGAUGGCUCUGGAGACAAUUUCCCUAACAUCAAGGGAUGGGGUAACAACAAAGAAUCCGCCGAUUUAGGAGAUGACGCCUCUUUCAACGACCAAAUGAGUUCCUUCCGUUGGGACGGAAUCGUCCCAGCCCUGGAAAUCAUCGCACCCUUCAAUAUAGUCCUCAGCGGCGGGUCAACCUCCUCUGGGCUCACAGCUGCUGUCUCCGGGACCAACAACAGUACCCUGGCGCAACCAGUCACUGUAACACUCACCAAAACAGACGCCCAGACGCUGACUGUCACAACAAUGGAUGAGCAGGUGACAGGACUCAAGUCAACACAGACGAUGGAGGAGACCGCAGGUGACCCUGGGAUAGCAUCGGCCUCGACGACUUGGGCGAUAGAGCUGAGCUAUUCCUACACGGAAAGCACUACCAAGGAGACCAGUGAAACGACGACCCUUGAUCUGUCAAUCGCGCAGACUGUCAAUGCGCCUCCGCAAUGCUCUUAUACGGCGACUUUGAUCGUUCAAAUCGGUAAGAUUCCUCCUAAGGUGUAUACAACCACUGCCCAACGCUGGUAUAAAGUUCCGGUGACUGGGGGCGUGAUGGAUCCGUUGAACAACAAUUGGUAUCAGAGGGUCGAGCCAGUGUCGGUCUCUGUUACUGGAUCUCUUGCAAGUAGUACUACUGUCAACAUUGUAUCUACUCCGUUGACCUCCUAG
Messenger RNA from Penicillium pulvis, 1299 nucleotides. RefSeq lists its product as uncharacterized. NCBI's taxonomy places the organism in Eukaryota, Fungi, Ascomycota, Eurotiomycetes, Eurotiales, Aspergillaceae. The coding region runs from base 1 to 1299 and encodes 432 amino acids. The record is from RefSeq and is a predicted model, not a curated record. The transcript has a single exon.